AUGGAUUUCGGGGAUGACCAGGAGGGCGGCUCCGAGAGCCAGCAGCAGCAGCAGCAGCGCCGGAAGCGCUACCACCGGCACACACCGCGCCAGAUUCAGACGCUCGAGGCGAUGUUCAAGGAGUGUCCCCAUCCCGAUGAGAACCAGCGCGCGCAGCUCAGCCGGGAGCUCGGCCUGGAGGCCCGGCAGAUCAAGUUCUGGUUCCAGAACCGCCGCACCCAGAUGAAGGCGCAGCACGAGCGGGCGGACAACUGCUUCCUCCGCGCGGAGAACGACAAGAUCCGGUGCGAGAACAUCGCCAUGCGGGAGGCGCUCAAGAACGUCAUCUGCCCCACCUGCGGCGGCCCGCCCGUCGCCGAGGACUACUUCGACGAGCAGAAGCUGCGCAUGGAGAACGCGCGCCUCAAGGAGGAGCUCGACCGCGUCGCCAGCCUCACCUCCAAGUUCCUCGGCCGCCCCUACACGCAGAUGCCGCAGGGCAUGCCGCAGAUGAGCGCCUCCUCGCUGGACCUCUCCAUGGGCGGCGGCCACCACCAUCACCACCAUGGGCUCGGCCUCGGCGGGCCGAAUCUGGACCUCGACCUCCUCAGCGGGGCCGCCUCCUCGUCGGAGAUGCCGCAGUUCCACCUGCCGCCGCCCGUGACUGAAAUGGAGCGCCCGGCUAUGGCCGGCAUGGCCACGCGCGCCAUGGACGAGGUGAUCCGCCUCGCGCAGGCCGGUGACCACGUCUGGGUCAAGAUCCCAGGCGGCGACGGCCGGGAGAUCCUCAACGUGGAGACCUACGACAACAUCUUCUCCAAGCCCGGAAGCUCCUUCCGCGCCGCCGACCUCCGUGUCGAGGGCUCCCGGGAUUCGGCGCUCGUGUGCAUGACCGCCGCCGCCCUCGUCGAAGUCUUCAUGGACACGAGCAAUUGGAUGGAGUUCUUCCCGAGCAUCGUGUGCAACGCGCGCACCGUUGACGUCCUGGUGAAUGGCGUCAACGGGAGGAGCGAGUCUCUCAUCCUGAUGUACGAGGAGCUGCACAUCAUGACGCCGGUGCUGCCGACCCGCGAGCUCAGCUUCCUCCGCUACUGCAGGCAGAUCGACCAGGGCCUAUGGGCCAUCGCCGACGUCUCCGCCGACAUGCAGCGCGACGUCCACUUCGGCGCGCCGCCGCGCUCCCGCCGGCUCCCGUCGGGAUGCCUCAUCGCGGACAUGGCCAAUGGCUACUCCAAGGUGACCUGGGUCGAACACAUGGAGAUAGAGGACAAGGUGUCGAUCGGCCCCCUGUUCCGUGACAUCGUGCAGACAGGCGCCGCGUUCGGCGCGCAGCGGUGGCUCGGCUCGCUGCAGCGCGCGUGCGAGCGCUGCGCUUCCCUCUCGUCCCUCGGCGGGAUGCACGCCGACAUUGCCGGAGUGACGGCUGAAGGUCGACGGAGCAUGAUGAAGCUGUCGCAGCGCAUGGUGGGCAGCUUCUGCGCGAGCAUGACGGCGUCGCAGCACCACCAGUGGACGCACAUGGCGGGCACCGCCGGCAACGACGUGUGCGUGCGCGUGUCCAUGCACCGCAACGGCGACCCAGGGCAGCCCAACGGCGUGGUGCUGAGCGCGGCCACCUCCGUGUGGCUCCCCGUCGCCAGCGACCACGUCUUCGCCUUCGUCCGCGACGAGAGCACGCGCAGCCAGUGGGACGUCCUGACGCACGGCAAUCAGGUCCAGGAGGUGUCGCGCAUCCCCAACGGCGCCAACCCCGGGAACUGCAUCUCGUUGCUGCGGGGCCUGCAGUCGAGCCAGAACAGCAUGCUGGUGGUGCAGGAGAGCUGCACGGACGCGUCGGGGUCGCUGGUGGUGUACUCGCCCAUCGACAUCCCGGCGGCCAACGUGGUGAUGAGCGGCGAGGACCCGUCGGGCAUCCCGCUGCUGCCGUCGGGGUUCACCAUCUGGCCCGACGGCCGCUCGGGCGCCGGCGGCGGGGCGUCCACCAGCGCCGGCGGCCAGGUCGCCGGGUCCGUGGUCACGGUGGCGUUCCAGAUCCUGGUGAGCAGCCUGCCGUCGUCCAAGCUCAACGCCGAGUCCAUCGCCACCGUCAGCGAGCUCAUCAACAACACCGUGCGGAACCUCAGGAACGCGCUCAACUGCGGCUGA
Lolium rigidum is the source of this 2124-nucleotide messenger RNA. Its product is annotated as homeobox-leucine zipper protein ROC8-like. The transcript is spliced from 9 exons. Lineage: Eukaryota; Viridiplantae; Streptophyta; Magnoliopsida; Poales; Poaceae. Gene Ontology annotation, biological process: regulation of DNA-templated transcription. Gene Ontology annotation, molecular function: lipid binding; DNA-binding transcription factor activity, RNA polymerase II-specific; DNA binding. The record is from RefSeq and is a predicted model, not a curated record. The coding region runs from base 1 to 2124 and encodes 707 amino acids.